This is a messenger RNA of Arabidopsis thaliana (thale cress), 1483 nucleotides long. RefSeq lists its product as uncharacterized. NCBI's taxonomy places the organism in Eukaryota, Viridiplantae, Streptophyta, Magnoliopsida, Brassicales, Brassicaceae. Bases 202 to 939 code for a protein of 245 amino acids. The transcript has a single exon. The record is from RefSeq and is marked reviewed.
AUCAGAUUCUUUCUCUACUCUCUUUUUUAUUUCUUUCCCGAUUAAUCAACAAAAAUCGCAGUCGCCCAAUUUAGAACUUUGAAGGAAGAAAAAGGUAUUCCGACGGGCGAAAUCUGUUGGCGAAAUCGAAAAUGGGUUCGAUGAAAUUGGGGGUUUAGGGUUCAUCAAAAUUUGUCGAAACAACAACAGAGAAAGAGAGAAAUGGGGAGUUUAGUGAAAGCAUAUUACUGUAACCAGAUGCAUCACAACAGCAUCAUCCCCCACUUUCACCAUUACAGACCUUCAAGCCUUCAAAACCCUAUCUCCCUCUUCGCCAUCACUUCUCCCUCCUCCUCUGAACCUCCUUCUCCUCCUGUUAAACAUCCCCUUCCUCAAUUCGGCGGCGGCGGCCACUUCAUCAUCCCCACCAUCGCCGUCGCUGCUUCCGCCUGGUUCUUCUUCCGUCUACACCAAUACCCUCCUAUCAUCACCUCCCCCGUUGAUCUCCACCUCGAUUUGGAAGAAGAAGGCGCUAUCAAAGAGCUUCCUUUGGAGAGCAAGCCUGGUUACGUUAAAGCUCUUCACUUCUACAAAAUCAAGCCAGGUACCGUCUUGAAACUCUUGGACGUUUUCGACUCCGACAGCUACGACUCCUUGAAAGCCCGGAUUCGUUUAUCCGCCGAGUGGUUAGAAACUGCCAGGAGAGAAUUGGAGGAGGUGGUUGAGAGAGACCCUGGUCGGGUCAUGGAGUAUUCUCAGGUGGUUGAUGAGCUCAUGGAGAUUCUCAGGGACAUGGAGGUUUACAUUGAUAAAUGCCAAAAGGACAACGUCAAGGGUUACCUCAGAUCCUGCAACCGAUUGCUUGCUCGUGUCAGGAGAAUGGAAGCUCAGAUUCUCAAUGUCCUCAAAGAGUUUCACGACGACCACGACCAAGGAGGAGGAGGAGGAGAUACUUAUUAGGGAACAUGUUCACGUCAUUCAUUAAGGUGCAGCUGUUUUGUUUACCAAACAAAGUUCAUUAUGUUUUGGUUCUAUCUAUCUCUAGGAUGGUAAAUAGGUGGUAAUUAAACUCUCCAGUCUUGUUUUGAAACAACAACAGUUACAUUGUUUGUUCCCUAAGAUGAAUCGGAUGCUUAUGAGCAUUUGCAGACCGUUAAUAGAGGUGCUUAAUUAUGAUUUAGAUUCCCAACUGGAUUCCAUCUCUGGGUGUUCUUCUUGCCAAAAGAUAGAAAACAACCAAACAGUUUCUUCUUAUGUGAUAUAGUAGGCCAUAUACUUUGUUUCCAGCUACGUCCAGUCUGAUUACUUGUGUACAAAUGACCUAACCAAACAACUUCCUUCUUUCUGAACAUGAGAGUAUGAGGAAAGAGUUUGGAGAUUGCUUGCUUUUCCAUAAUUCAUAACAUCAGUUUGUACGUAAGUGGACAAUUACUCUUGUGUGUAUCCUUGGAGUUGCUGUUUCAUAUGUAAGUGGACAAUUACUCUUGUGUGUAGCCUUGGAGUU